AUGCAGGCAUCAGGAGCUUCAUCCUCCGACCAGGUCCUGGAUUCGACGAGACUAUCGAAGAAAGGGAAGGGAAAGACGCAAAAGGAACCCACAAAGCAAGCUGCGAAAGAUUACACCAACCUGAAUCUGGGUGUCGCGCUGGGAGCCCACCAUGUUUCUGCUGCAUCCGUGGAGACCUCCCUCAAGAUGAAGACGGUAACCAAGAGCUUGGAAACCUUGAUGGGUGCAACAACCUCAGACGAAAAGGAAGACUACGAUGAAGCAACCGUUUCGACUGCGAACAUUACACUGGAUGCUCAAUCGUUUGUCGAACAAGUAUCCGGGCAACACUACUCGUUGCCACCCAGCAAAGUGCUCGAUGUGGAUGCCAACAAGUACAGCAUGAAGAAUCUGAAUUUCAAAAGGGCGUCGGUGGUUUUGACCCCUCCCACUUCGCCCAAAAGGCCAGAUAGAGUUGGCCGUGCUGUCAGUUGUCCAGGAAAUAAUUCUCAUGACCAGAAAAGUCCAAAGGGCAACAAGUAUGCUCUUCAAUCGUUCGAUUUUUCAAAGGCAGCCAAAGUGAUUUCGCUGUCAUCUGAAGAAACCGCCAAUAAAUCAGAUAGUGGAGACGAAGAUGAUGCUAAAAAGGGCAGCAGAAGCAUUGACGGUGUGGUUGGUAACAUUGCGUUCAGUGUAUCCGAGAACCAAGAGGAAUUGGGAGUAACAUCCAGCAACACGGGCUCUGAUACAAGGAGCAGAAGCAAAGAAAGGACUGAGAGUAUGAGCACCAGUACUUCUACACCUUCGGACAGCACGGAACAGCCCAAGCGGCGGUCCAGGAGCACCAACAAAAACCAAAAGAGAAGAUCCGUUUCGCCAGUGCCACGCAACAGUGAGGGCACAAGGAAAAAAGACCGGCUCAGAUCACGCUCAGUCAACGAAGUCAAGCCGCAACGAAACUCGGCGGCGAAGCCCAGGAGGAGUCUUAGUCCUGCCACUCGAAGGAGCACCAGAUCCAACAAAAGUCCGACUUCACCAAGGAGGUCAAGAAGUUUUGCGCAUGCGGAGGACACGAAAAGCAACAACAAUCGUCCAUCCAUUGCGUCGAAUCAUGAUGAUACAGCACCAACUCGCUCCAGUCAUAAUAGUAAGACCAGAGCAAAGACCGGGGGAGUUCGUGGCAAUGGGAUAUACGAUGGGAACCGUCCAGGUCCGGGAACCCCUCAGGCAUCAGAUUUGCCUGUCAAGUCGGCUGUGGAUACACAAGAAGAAAGGAGACAGUCAGGUGGUGCAGCACCAGCAUUGCCCAGUGGAAGGAGAGGGUGUCGUGUGACAUCCGACACGCUUCGCAAGAGUCUGCACCCGAAUUCAGUGGCAGCUCCCAAGGAGCCGCAAAGUGCGACAACGGAUUCAGCGCCAGCGGGAACAACCACAACGGCUCCUCAGAAUUUGUCGCCCACCAGGAGGCGGACCUAUGUGAUCCCCGCUGAAUCACCAUUCCAUCCAGGUAAAGCCAAGCGCGGAUCAGUGGUUUUACCAUUUGCUGCCGAAAUUCCAAAGGAAUGCAUGGAGAAGAAACGGCAAGCUGCGCGAAAGUCAGGUAGAAAGCCCGACCAGUCACUCUCUGACAUGGCGUUUGAUCCAGGAUUUUCUGAUCUGUACAAUGAUUAA
Molecule: messenger RNA, 1650 nt
Organism: Seminavis robusta
Lineage: Eukaryota; Bacillariophyta; Bacillariophyceae; Naviculales; Naviculaceae
Source: the annotation of a GenBank genome assembly